UAUGCUACAGCGGGGGGGGGGGGGCAGAUACACCAGAGAAGAAGAAGGUGGAGGAUGUUGGAGCAGCAGGCAGGUGGCGCUGCGGGACUCUCCCCCAGCUCCUACAGUUGCAUGCCGGGUAGUUGAGGAUGGCGUCUGCGGGCUGUGUGGAGGAAUGAACCGGCUGACCGCUGACUGCUUCCCCGGUGAACCCGCACUCUCCGCGGCCUCACGUGUUUCAGCAGAGCGGAGCUGCCGGUGUUACUGAGCUAUGAGGAGUGCUGACCUGUUGCCUCCAGGCGGCCUGGCUGUUGGACUAUGCUGUGUUUGUCCACUGGGUGGCGCCUCCUGAGCCGAGCUCGCCGCCUCCCUCCCUGCCCCCUCCGCCCUGCCGCUCAGACUGUUGCCAUGUACGCCGCCCGCCUGUACAGCACUGCGGGGGGAGGAGGAGGAGGGGCAGGAGGUGGGGGUGGGGUUAAACAGGGGCGACGGGCGGGGCUGGCCGUGCUUGAGGCGCCCCACCACCCGGCCCCGCCUCCCCCAACCUACCCGCUGUACCAGGGCCGUCCCGACGCCCAUCGAGGAGCUCACUUCCACCACCACUACCACCCCCACCCUCAUCCUCACCCCCACCCGCAGACCGCCCACAUGGCUCCGCCCCCGCUUCCCCCCCACUACCAGCACCAUGGCCACUUUCACACAUACGGAGGGGGGGCCCCGUCUGGAGGGGCCGCCGUCACCGGCAGCAAGAAGAAGACGUGGAACUUCAUCCACGAGAAGAUGAGCUACGACACGUUCUUUACCAUGAAGCGUCUGAUCGAGCGCUCGAGGCGUCCUGACGAGGUGCUGCGCUGGGUCACCCAGAACCCCGCCAAGAUCUCCCACAACCACUACCCCGUCGCCUUGCAGAAGAUCGGACAACUUCUGCAGGCCACGCCGCCGCCACGAUUCAGAGGGGACGCCGCCGACGCAGAGGCUGCAGGAGGAGCAGCAGAGGGCGGGGACGGACGUCAGAUCCUGGAGCAGCAGGACUUCCAGACGCUCUGUAACGCCAUCGUCAACGACUGCGCCAAGUUCGACAACUUCAGCAUCGUCAACUGCCUGUACGCCGUGGCGGCGCUUGGUCUUCCCAGUGACUCUCAGGUGGUUCAGGUGUUGGAGGCGGAGUCUCAGUCCAGGCUGAACCAGUUUAACCAGAAGGACGUGUCCAUGGUGUUCAGCUCCAGCAUGAAGCUCCACCCGGGCAGCCAGCACCCGCUGACCGAAGCCUGCCUGGCCGGCCUGGAGAAGAACCUGGAGAGAGAGCGGCACCCGCAGACGCUCUUCCUGCUGCUGUCGUACUACAGACUCAAGUGGCGCUCGCUGCAGCCGCAGGAACCUGCCGCUACUGCAGGGGGCGCUAACGCUGCCGCCACUAACAACGCACCUCCAAACCCUGAACAGCUGCUCGCCAACAGGAAGAUCUUGCGUCUGGUCAAGCACACUCUGGCGAGCGUCAGCGGCGUUCGUGACCAGGAGAUGGCGCUGUUGGAUGAGAUGUUGGCGGCGUGUGCUCGGGAGGCGAGUAACAAGAGUCUGGAGUUGAUCUUUAGCUCUCACCUGUUCUACCAGAACAGACAGGAGAGGUUCAUCAGCAGCCUGGCAGAGGAGCUGCCAAAGAAGGUGGACAGCAUCACUCCGUACACAAUGGCGCUGAUCGCCAAAUACAUUGCUCGCCAUCGACUGAGAGAGACGCGACUGCUCGACACCAUUGCGGACUUUCUGGUGAAGAAGGCCGAGUACCUGGACAGUAAGGUGAUCCAGAAGCUGGUGUUCCCGUUCAGCAGGAUGAGUUACCGGCCGUCUAACGAGCAGCAGUUCUUCUCUCGGUUGGAGGAGGUGGUGGAGCUGAAGGCGCUCAGCUCGCCGCUUGCCACCGUCAACAUCCUGAUGUCUCUGUUCCAGCUGGGACAUUUCCCCGGCCUGGUGCUGCACCGAGUCUUCUCCUCCGCCUUCAUCAGCAACGUCACCAACAGUCCGUACGCUCUGAUCGUCCGGCGGUACCUCUCCCUGCUGGAUGCUGCUGUGGAGCUGGAGUACCGCGAGUACACCGGACCACGACUUCAGGACGCCCACAAGGUCCUCAUGUUUGACCACGCCCUGACUGCUGAUGAGGUCAACCGCAAGUACAGCUAUAAAGGUCUGGUGGCUGAGGCCCUGCGACAGCUGGUUGGAGAGCAGAACUACAAACAGGAUGAAGUACUCGCCCCGGGAUACUACACAGACUUUGUGUUGUGGAUGGACAGUUCUGGUCGGGUUCUACCUAUCAGAACCGGAGCUGGUCUCGCCUUCAGCAUCAUUCCUCCGUCCUGCGUCACCGUGGCGACCAAGCCAGCUGAUGGUAGUGUUGCCAUGGUUACUUCAGAGUUCCAGAAGUUCUCUCCCUUCGCGACGCUGGAGGAGGGCGCAGAGCAGCCAUGUCAGGUGGGCGAGGCGCUGGGCGGGGCCAUGGAGCCCAGGUCCUUCCUCCCCCACCACAUCCGCGGCACGGCGGGGGCCACGGCGGCCUCAGGGCCCCCGCGGCCUGGGACUAAUGGAGGGCCGUUGGACUAUGGCCACUACUACGUCCCCCCAGCAGAGUACUACUCCAGUCUGGCAAAGGAGCACUCUCUGGAGAGCCAGGACAGCUCCACGCUCAGCAGCCCCCCCUCUGACAGCCUGGCCCAGCCCGGGACCCAAGGACCUGCAGGGGCCGCGGCCCCGGACUCACUUUUCCAGUUUUCCAUCGGUAAGAUCCUGGAGGACGAGGGGGGAACAGGGACCCCAGGAGGCCAGGGGACAGACUGUGAGCUGCCGGAGUUCUAUGAGGACGUGACAUAUUCUGAGGGGUCCGGGGCCGACAGAGGGCCCCCAUCACCUCCACAGCUCCACGCUCCUGACAGACCUGACGCGGAUAACCCACUUACAGACCAGAGACAGAUCAGGAGGGUCAUCAUGUCCGUCAAUGAUAAGUGGCAUUACUGCCACAACUCUGAGGUUCUGGUUGGUUCUCGGGCCAUGAGGGACCGACACCUGAGGCUGCUGGGAUACAUCAUCCUACAGCUGCCGUACCAUGAGCUGGAGAAGCUGAACGGCAUCGAGGAGGUGAAGCAGUACCUGCACAAGAAGCUGCUGGACGCCCCGCUAUGACGCUCUGUGUGUGUGUGUGUGUGUGUGUGUGUGUGUGUGUGUGUGUGUGUGAGUGAGAGAUGUCACGGCUGCUUCAGGUCUGUGGGUCCUGGUUCUGGGGUCGAGUCCGGGUCGGAGGUGUGUUGCCCUCUGAGAGUGACAAUGUAUAUUCAGAUCACAGCUGCAACUACCAAUGAUUUUAUCAAUGACUCUGUUCACGAUGUCCUUAUUAAUCAGUCAGGCUCUCAACCUCCUUGUCCUCUGGUGUCCGUCUCUCCUCUUUCUUAGCUCAGUAAUAGUUUUGGACUGUUGGUCAGACAAAACGAGACAUCGCCGUGGACUCUGAAAACUCUUAAUAAUAAGUUUAUCAAAAAGACCAUCAACAGAUUAAUAAAUGUGUAGUUGCAGCUGUACACGUUAAUGUGUAGGUUGACUCAGACUCCCAUCAGGCUUUGCAGCUUUUUAAAGGACUGCCCUGCUGCUUUCUGACCAUUUUCCAAAUCAUAAGUUCUCAGAUUGAUCUCCUUCCUUAAGCGAGCUUCUGUUCAUUUCUAUAAACAUCCACCAUCAAGGCCUCCUAGCAGAACCCAGCCACCAAACUCUGUUCAAUUUUCCUUUAAGAGUACUUUUAAAACAAAUCCCGAUUUAUUUAAUCUGAUGCUUGUUAGAUGUUCUCUCCCUCUGUGACAUCUGAUGGAGAAAACAUUUCUUUUCCUUUUAGACAGAAAAUAUUUCUUAAACUGAAUGAUCAGCCUUGAAAAGUGUGUGUAACUGCAGAGUGCGAGUUCCUCUUCAUGUUAAAAACAGCUCCAAGAACAUGAGCUCUGUGAUUUCAGACACAAACAUGAUGUGAGGAGUUGAACACAUACCCGGGGCCGCUCUCACCUGCUCAGGUGUGACCUUUUAGUUUGGAACAUGGUCCGCAGGGAAGUAGUCCUUUAACGUGACGCCGUGAUGUCAUCAUAUCUUUCUUUUGUUUUGGUGGGGGGGGGGGGGGGGUGAUGCAUGUGUGGGGCGUUCCUGUUUUCUAAAAUCAGGUGGAGUUAAUGAGCUUUUUCUGUGGUGAGGUCAGGGGCUGAUGGGUACUGUAGUUCUGAGUGUCCACAGGAGUGUGCCAAAGGCCUGGGGGAGGAGCCAGCUUCUGUAUGAUGAUGUGGGGUCAGAGGUCAGAUUAUUUAUUUGUGUAUCAGGCGUUGGACGUUGGAGGAAAGAAGCUUGUUUAUAUUCUAUAAAUCUAUUAAUUAAAAUGUCUAUAAAACCUG
This is a messenger RNA of Micropterus salmoides (largemouth bass), 4388 nucleotides long. RefSeq names its product Fas-activated serine/threonine kinase (gene fastk). The record is from RefSeq and is a predicted model, not a curated record. Gene Ontology annotation, cellular component: mitochondrial matrix; ribonucleoprotein granule. Gene Ontology annotation, biological process: mitochondrial RNA processing; regulation of mitochondrial mRNA stability. Lineage: Eukaryota; Metazoa; Chordata; Actinopteri; Centrarchiformes; Centrarchidae. The coding region runs from base 298 to 3147 and encodes 949 amino acids. Gene Ontology annotation, molecular function: RNA binding. The transcript has 11 exons.